UGUGAUUCUUGUCGGUUGGGUUGCAGUGUUGCACCAGGUGUCACAUUGGGGGUCAGCGUGAUGCUCGUGAGUUGUAAAAGGUUCAUUUGGAUUUCAAUAUAAUUUUAUUGUCGGUUAUGUCCAGUUUUACGAAAGCAGCACAGCAAUGGGCCACAUUUGCCAGAUCAUGGUACUUGAUUGAUGCCAAGAUGCAGCCACCAGGAAAAAUUGCCACCAUGUGUUCAAUAAGACUACAAGGAAAGCAUAAACCUAUAUACCAUGCACUGAGUGACUGUGGAGACCAUGUGGUGGUGAUGAACGCAAGACACAUUGCAUUCUCAGGGAAUAAAUGGGAACAGAAAGUAUACUCCUCCCACACUGGUUAUCCAGGUGGAUUUAAACAAGUGACAGCAGCACAACUUCACCAGAAGGACCCCACAGCAAUUAUCAAGCUUGCAGUCUAUGGCAUGCUCCCUCGCAAUCUAAGCAGAAGAACCAUGAUGCAAAGGUUACAUCUCUUCCCAGAUGAUGUCAUACCUGAAGAAAUUCUUAACAACUUAACAGAAGAACUUCCUCAGCCCAGGAAGGUACCCAGAAGACUGAAUGAAUAUACUCAGGAGGAGAUUGAAGCCUUCCCCAGUCUAUGGACUCCGUUAUGACUGAUGGGAACUUGAACCCUGGCACAGCAGCAUAACUUAAUAUCAAAUAAACCUUUUAACUUUCAAAAGAACACCUAUAUUUUGUAAUUAUUAUCUUCCACGAGGUGUUCUGUUGAAGGUUAAAUCAGAUCUGGAUAAGCAUAUAUGCCCUUAUUUUAUUAUUUUGUCAGCAAGUUAAUAUAAAAAAAAAGAUAUCCUGUAGAUUAAAAAUGUUUGCUGGGUUAAACCUACAGAUAUGUAACCUGCAUGAUUGCUCUCUAGCUUUCAAGUUUAUUUGUAGAUUUAAACACACAAAGACCAAUAAAAUAAAUGUAAAAAGCCAAAGCUUUAGCUAGUUCAUGAUGACCUCAACAGAAAACAUCACAUUUUCAUUUUAUACAGUAGUAUAAUCACACUUCUUCCAUGAAUGCAAAAUACUGAAAACAGUAUAACAAAAAAUAAAAUGCUGCAGUUCAUUCUGUUUGGAAUUUAUUUGCCAUUCACUGAAUAGAUUUUGUUUUAAGUUGUCCUUUUUCAAGCUUUGCAGUUACCUAGCCACAUUCCCAUGUUGCAACACUUACUCUUUUGUUACACACUCUUUUGUCUACUGGGCACAUUCAAAUAAGAACACUCCUAAGGAAUUUGAUCCAUAAUAUUAAUAAUUUUUGUUUUGAAAAUAGAUACAUUCUUCACACUUAGCGGGAGAGGCUUUAGUAUAAUGGUAUUAAAGAUUGAAUGAAUGCAGCCAUGCAUCAAAACAUUCUACAGUAUAAAGAUACCUACCAUCUGCUCGCAGGCUGAUUGGCAGGCAGUUAUAUCAUGACAAUGACUCAAACCAUAUGGCAAAGUCAACGAGAUCAAAGUUCUGGAAUGGCUUUUGCAAUCACCAGGUCUAAAUUCAAAAUAAAUGUUUUGGACUGAUCUGAAAAAAGCUGUAGCCAAGCAUUGUGUAUCCUCUGUUAGUUUUAAAAGGAGAUUAUCAGAGGAGGCAUAGUAACUGGUAAAUGCGAGAUUGCAAGAUUUCAUUUAAUUGCACUGACGACGACCAUCUGACCGCUGGAAAAAACACAAUUGCACAUUGCUGGAGGAACCAAUGUAUUCAAGAGAUAACCUAGGUUAAGCACAAAGAUCAAAGGGCCACAACAGGGUAACACCAUCUUAGGCAACAUAAAGGACCAAAGGGCCACACCAAGAUAACACCAUCUUAGGCAGUGGAGGCAAAACCAGUUUUCUUUACGACACGUACAUGAGACUCUCCACAGGGGGUUGCCCGGGGUGAUUGAACCCACAAAGAGAAGGAAGGAGGUGGGGGCUGAGGUCGGUGGCUACUUAAUCAAGGUGCACUCAGCUCAGCUCACUUCAGUCUUUCAUUAAGACUAGUAUUGGAGACUUGUCGAUUGAGAAGUCCUGGAGGAUCAAACAUACAGUAUUGCAUUAUAUUAUUUUGUUCUGUUAUGUUUUGUUUUGAACUUAAGUUUUGCACCAUGCAGUUUGCAUAUGAAAGUGUGAUCUGUACUGUUUUGCUUUGAGCGUUCUUUUUGCUUCCGGAAUUAAACCUGUAUAUAUUGAAUAAACCAGACUAAUAUCUGAAGAAAA
Molecule: messenger RNA, 2213 nt
Organism: Acipenser ruthenus (sterlet)
Lineage: Eukaryota; Metazoa; Chordata; Actinopteri; Acipenseriformes; Acipenseridae
Product: large ribosomal subunit protein uL13m
Exons: 7
Coding region: 117-638 (173 amino acids)
Biological process (GO): translation; negative regulation of translation
Cellular component (GO): mitochondrial large ribosomal subunit; ribosome
Molecular function (GO): structural constituent of ribosome; mRNA binding
Source: RefSeq, a predicted model, not a curated record